Messenger RNA from Mytilus californianus (California mussel), 818 nucleotides. RefSeq names its product UPF0462 protein C4orf33-like. The transcript has 6 exons. The coding region runs from base 42 to 755 and encodes 237 amino acids. The record is from RefSeq and is a predicted model, not a curated record. NCBI's taxonomy places the organism in Eukaryota, Metazoa, Mollusca, Bivalvia, Mytilida, Mytilidae.
CAUAGAUUGUUUAUAACAAAAAAUUGAACGACUUUAGCUUAAUGGAAACUAAGUAUAUCACAACUUUUAUUUUGGUAUUAUCAUUACUGACACAGAAUAUAGAUGCUAAAAGAUCAUGCAGAAGGCGGAAGCCAACAAAAAAUGCCUUGAAGUUCAAAAUCAAUACAACCUGGAAUAGUCGGCCUGUUGACCACGACCCAGUCAUAAUCUCAUUAGAUCGAGACAGAUGCAAAAAUGUGAUAAUAAAUGUUGAUGCACCUUUCUUCAAUGAUCCAGCCAAUCCUGGUGGUACCCCUGGUCAACCAUUUCCUAGACUAUGGGAUUAUGAAGUUGCAGAGGUGUUUUUUCUUAAUGAUGCCAAUGAUUAUUUGGAAGUUGAACUGAGUCCACAUGGCCAACACUUGGUUCUUUUGCUACAUGGAGUAAGGAAUAGUUUUAAACAACAACUACCAUUAUCUUAUACAGCUACCAUAAACAAAAAUAAGUGGACUGGGCGGGUUACGAUACCUGGCACUUAUUUCCCACCAAAAGUCACUAAAUUUAAUGCUUAUGCAAUCCAUGGAUCCGGGAAUCGUAGAAAGUAUGAAUCACUGUAUCCUGUUCUAACAGGGACAUAUAAAUAUCCUGACUUUCACAAUUUGAAUUAUUUUCAAUCGAUCAACUUUAAAAGACUGCUACCUGUUAACUGGAGUCAUCGAUAUGCCUCAGAAAAAUGGAAGACAUACUACCCAAUUCGUAAAUACACAGGAAAAUAGAAUAGACACCUGUUUGUUAUGUGCAUUUAUAAGAUGUUUGUCAUUGUAUAAUUUAGAUUUCGG